CCGUUCUGAGCCGGUAUUGGCUGCUGGGGCUGUGACGUGAUUCAGCCGGUUCCCGUCUCCUCUGGAUAUAAGAUACCGGAGAAGGUAACGGGGCACUGAGCGGACAUCAGCUGAGCCGGCAGAAGAUCGGAGCCCUCAGGAACCCAACGUCAUCAAGAUGGCAUCUAGACUGAAAUACCUCCUGGUUUUCGACUUUGAUGAGACCAUUGUCAAUGAAAACAGUGAUGACUCGGUGGUUCAGGUGGCACCUGAAGAGGAGCUACCUGACUGGUUACGGGAGACCUUCCAAGAAGGCUUUUACAACCAGUAUAUGCAAAGAGUGUUCAAGUAUCUUGGAGAUAAAGGUGUGAAGUUGACGGACCUCAGAGCAGUGUACGAGAAGAUCCCUCUUUCUCCUGGAAUGCCCACCCUCUUCCGAUUCCUGACCAAGAACCAAGAUCGAUUUGAGAUUAUCCUAAUUUCAGAUGCCAACGUGUUUGGGAUUGAGAGCAACGUGAAAGGUUACGGCUAUCAUUCUCUAUUCCGAAGGGUCAUUAGCAACCCUACUACGCUGGAGAAGAACGGAUACUUGACUCUAGGUCCGUACCACACCCAUAGUUGCCCCCAGUGUCCAGCAAACAUGUGCAAGAGGAAGAUCUUAUCUGAAUACCUUGCUGAAAGGGCUCAAGAAGGAGUCAAGUUUGAAAGCCUGUUGUACGUCGGAGAUGGAGCCAACGAUUUCUGCCCGUCUGUCAUAUUCACAUCCACAGACGUCACCUUCCCUCGAAAGAGUUAUCCCAUGCACAAGUUGAUCCGAAAAAUGGAAGAAAAGCAGAAAGGAUCCUUUAAGGCUAAAGUGGUCCCUUGGGAAUCUGCUGAUGUGGUGGCACAGUACCUCCAGGCUCUCUUGAACAAGUAUUAAAAAGCUCACACCUUCGCUUAGAAUAGUUACUAUGAGUCUCAUAUCCUAGGCACCAUCUUCGUGAUCGAUCCUAAACUAUGCAGUAAUGUCAACUUUCAACCUCAGUUCUCUUGGAUUGGAAAGUUGACCUUUUCAUGCCAGUGUUUAAACCUUAUGUCUUCUAAAGGGUCAAUGGACCGCUUUGCAGAGUUUUAUUGACGACUUGUUCUAAGCUCUACAAGAAUCAAUAGCAUUGACUUUUUAACAUUUUUUUCACGUGUAUUGCUAACGCAUGACAAUGCAUCUUUGAAAUACCUCACAAUAUUUUUUUAUUAGAAUGAUGUAGUAAUCCUACAAAGCAAAAAAAAAACACACCUGGAAUGUCAGCCUAGUGAAAUCGCACUGGACCAUACCAAUCAUCCAUAAACAAUAGGGGUGCAGUUCUAGUGAGUUGUCGAUGGUUGAAACCCUAGUAUCAGGUUUUUACCAAAGAGUGACUUUUCCUGUUUUGGAAGCUAAGGUUGUAGCACAUUCUAGGACCUGUGGCCUCUAUAUUAAUCUUGGUAUGUGCCAGGAGUUUCUCCACCUCAUUUUAUGAGAUCUGGACCCAGUGGAGAGUGUUAAGCCUGGUAAGUCGG
Molecule: messenger RNA, 1518 nt
Organism: Rana temporaria (common frog)
Lineage: Eukaryota; Metazoa; Chordata; Amphibia; Anura; Ranidae
Gene: PHOSPHO1
Product: phosphoethanolamine/phosphocholine phosphatase 1
Exons: 2
Coding region: 158-901 (247 amino acids)
Biological process (GO): bone mineralization involved in bone maturation
Molecular function (GO): phosphatase activity
Source: RefSeq, a predicted model, not a curated record